Messenger RNA from Sceloporus undulatus (fence lizard), 5658 nucleotides. RefSeq names its product LHFPL tetraspan subfamily member 2 (gene LHFPL2). The transcript is spliced from 5 exons. The record is from RefSeq and is a predicted model, not a curated record. NCBI's taxonomy places the organism in Eukaryota, Metazoa, Chordata, Lepidosauria, Squamata, Phrynosomatidae. Gene Ontology annotation, cellular component: membrane. Bases 731 to 1417 code for a protein of 228 amino acids.
GGCCAGGGCCGGGCCGGGCGGCGGCGGAGGCAGCAAGCCCUUGCAGAGCUGGCCCGGAGUCGCGGCGGGGGAAGUCGGAGGCGAGGCUGGGGGAGGCGGUCUCCCCUCCCGCUGCUGCUGAAGGAAGACUGAGGAGCCGGGCUGAGGGCCGCCUCUGCCUGGGCUGUAGCCCUCUCUCUCGGCGCCCUGGCUGCGAGGCGGAAGGCGGGGUACCUGAGCACAGGAGAUGUCUGGGGAGCCCUCCAGCCACCUACUUCCAUCUUUGACAUGGCAGCAGUAGUGAUGGUCCCAGUCAUUCAUUCUCAAGGUAUGUCUUGCAUUCCUGAAGUAGUGCCUAAAUUUUCCAGGAGAGCAAUACAGUGAUUUACAAAACAGGUAUGUGAUGUCAAACCAGUAGGCAGUCUCAGUGGAGCCUCCCACACACUGCUGGAACGUCAUGUGCCAGUAUGAAUAUUAACACAGACACACACACUUCAGCACUCUGCAACCAAAGAAGAGAAAAAGAGAAACCAAAUGUUUGGAACCAGUGACUGGACCACUCGCAAAACACUGCAUGUCUAACUUCUACUGAGAAUACAUGCCAUUUCUGGUAUUGGAGAGGAGUGAAACAGAAGCAAGGUCUUUCCCCUUCCCCUGAUUUGAGAGAAGAAGAGCAAGAGAGUUUUACAAUUCCUUUUUACCUUGGGUUUCCGGUUCUCAGCUGCAGUGGCCACGAGCACUGGACAGCAAUAUGUGUCAUGUUAUUGUCACCUGCCGCUCAAUGCUGUGGACACUCCUGAGUAUUGUUGUGGCUUUCGCUGAGCUUAUAGCCUUCAUGAGUGCUGAUUGGCUGAUCGGCAAGGCAAAACCUGGGCGUUCUGAGGACGUGGACAACAGGACAGGAGGCUCAAUGGAACCAUAUCGUCCAACCUUAGGGAUCUAUGGACGUUGCACCAGAAUCCCACACAUCCAGUCUUCCAUGCCUGACACACUUUGUGGCCCCUAUGCAGAGAACUUCAGUGAAAUUGCCAGUGGGUUCUGGCAAGCGACUGCUAUUUUCCUUGCCAUGGGGAUUGUGAUACUCUGUGCCAUUGCAUUUGUAUCUGUCUUCACCAUGUGCAUACAGAGUAUUAUGAAGAAAAGUAUUUUUAACGUCUGUGGAUUGCUACAAGGGAUUGCAGGUCUCUUCCUUAUCCUAGGCUUGAUCUUAUACCCUGCAGGUUGGGGUUGUCAGAAGGCAAUAAGCUAUUGUGGAUCUUAUGCUUCAGCUUAUAAACUUGGUGACUGUUCUCUUGGCUGGGCUUUCUACACUGCCAUCGGGGGUACCGUCCUGACUUUUAUCUGUGCCGUCUUCUCUGCCCAAGCUGAAAUUGCCACCUCCAGUGACAAAGUGCAAGAGGAAAUUGAAGAGGGGAAAAGCCUUAUCUGUCUCCUUUAAUGAUCCAAGAAAAAUCACUUCAUCUCUCAGAAGAACUGUUUACAAAGUGGUUUAAUAGGUGGACUCUUGUAGGAGACAAUGGAUACAUGCAAGUCUUCUAGAGGGUCAAGCAUUAUAGUGUCACUUUAUAGGCAGUGUAAGAAGAAAAUGUUAACUGGUGGGAAUUCUUAUAGUUGGUACAUCAACAGGGUGCUACUUAGCACACCUGUUGGCUUCAAGUUUCUAUGAAUGAUGCCAAACAACUGUGGAAGUGAUUAACUUAUGUUCAUCACCAUGAAGGACUGUGAAGGAAUCCUUGAAGGAUAAUGUUUAAAAUAAAUAUGUAUGUCUCGAGUAUUUACAGAACAAGAUAGUGUAAUCAGGCUUCAGUUUCAAGGGUUUUAGGCACCAAAAGUGGUAAUAUCCUCCACAGCAGAAUUCAGUUUAUCAAAAAAGCAGAACAAUUUGUUUUGCAUGCAAUAGCAAAUUGGGAGAAUGUCUAGGAAACAAGCAGGAAUUCCAGCUGUAGUUAACAGGAAAGGGACUUACAAGCAAUACUUUACCUAAGAAACACUGGGUUACAACCUAAACAAGUAAUGGGCAGGAGCAGCCAGAAUUUCAAGUAAAUUACUUAGGUUUUCUAUGCACAGGCAAGUCGUACUAUUGAUUUCUCUGAAUAAAUGUAGAUGGUAAAGGAGGUCUUAGGGUGUGCCUAUAAGACAAAAUGUAGGUCCUCCAUCUUCAGGGACAUUUGCAAGCUCAGUACUGCCAGCUGCUUCUUCUCAUCAUUAUGAAUCCAAAAUGCCAUCAUGCUCAUAGAGAUCUGUGCCUAAAGAAACCACAGUACCACCUAAUGGUAGUUCUUCUGAAAGCUCUUUUUAGGUUGUGUUGCACCCUUAUGGAGAUGCAGAUUAGUGUUGCGGUUAGUGGUUUCCCACAAAUGGUCCUUUUCCAUUAGACUUGUCAUUAUAUUUGUGUAAUUUUCCAUGCUUUUUUGAAAAUACACAGAAUUAAAAGAACAGCACAAUGCAGUGGUGGAUGUAUAAGAAAAGUGAAGAGAUGAUAAUGUCUAAUAUCUUGAUGUUCAGUUAUUAGGUUAACCUCAUUAACAUUGAUAUUUUAUAUUGUACCUUUUUGAUAGACAAAGAAGAAACACAGCAGUUGGGAGGCUGCUAGAUUAAAAUGCCACAUCAAACCACUAAUAAAAACCACUUAUUUCUAUCAUAUUUUCUAAAAGAAAAAAAAUUCCAGUGAAAAGGAAUGUAAUUUAGAAUCUACCGUUUAACUCAGGAUUAUUGUGCAUGGCUGCUGCUUCUUUAACCACUGCUACAAGAACUCUAGUAAGGCACCUGUAAAUUAACAAGUGGGAAUUAUAGACGUACACUUUUUGUAUGAUGUUAUCAAAGCUGACAUGUUGAAUACCGAAAGUGCUAAACGUGGGAACUGCCAGUCCACAAAAGCCAGGGUGCCUCUAUGUGACAGUUGCUACAGCUACACCAUGACUAGUGUUCAAAAAUGUGUGGACAGUCCCCAAAGUGAAGUAUGAGAGGGGCUCUGCAACCCACAUGUAGCACAGCAGACACCACAACUUAGCAGAGUAUAAAAUGCCACUUUCAGAAGAGGGGAAGGAAAUCAUACAUAGAUGAGUAUGACAAGCAAAACUGUUAACCUUGCUUAACCUGGAAAUCCAACAGUAUGUGGCUGGAAUUUUGUUAGUAAUAUAUGUGCAUAUAAUUCAGUGUUGUGCAUGUAUGUCUGGUUUUGUACACUGCACAAGGAGCCAUUGACUAGCUCUUUCCAGAAUAGCCUAAAAACACAUUCCCCCCUAAAAAAAAAAAAUUAAGAAGAAGAAGAAAUAGGCUAACUUUGGCCCAUGGCAAAUGUUGCCUGCUAUUAUGGACUGCCAGAUGCUUGUUAAACCCUCCCAAGGUUUAGCAAAGCCCUGAUGGCCAAAAAACAUGGUUGAUGGGACUUGUUUAGAGAUCCAAGCAGGAUGCUUUCAUUUUACAUACUGGGAGGUUCCAGUACAAAGCCCCUUCAUCAUGUUUAUGGUUGUGUGAUUUGCUCUUCUUGCUAGUAGUAAAGGACAAAAACUUUAGGUUGAAGCAUUUUACUGUUGCGGUUAGAAUAACCAGUAAAUGGAGCUAUUCAGAUGUUUACAUUAAGAGCUGCCUAAAUAAUCACAGGGUAUGAUUUUACCACAUUCCACAUAGGGAAAUUGUCAGACUGAACUUCAUGUAAAUAUCGCUACAACUGCUGCUUAGAUCCAGGUGCAUGUGCAUCAUGAAUCUGGCUGUGCACCAAACAGCACCCCCUCCCCCUUAAAAAUGCAGCAGAAUGUACAAGAAAUGAUUUCACAUUUUCUCCCCACACACAUAUUUAAGAUACUCUGGUACUUCAACUCCAUACUGCUUCUUGAGCUACAUUUGUUUCAAGAGCUGUUCAGGACUGUUACUGCAGAACAGACUAGUAUAGGGUGCACUUGAAAAAACACUUGUCGUGAAAGAACUUGUUGAUUCAAUAAACCACUGUUUUUUGUAAUUAGUCCCCUACAUUUCAAAUUUUCUUUUGUCAUGGUUUCAAAAUGGUAUGCCAGCUUAAGAGACUGCCAUUUUGCAAUGUUGAGUGCAUAAUCAAUAAGUCCGCUUUUAAAAAAACCAGACAAACUGUGGUGUUCCCAAUUAAUUGACAGAUAGCCUUUCAAUACUGCAUACAGGUAAGGUGUUCAGGGAGAUGCCAGGAAGCAAGGAAGUCAGCUUCUGCCAGCCCUCUUCUACAUUAUUUUCUUUGCAUCCAAUCCAUUUAACUUUAGAAUUUGUCUGUGUUUUUUUAUCUUGAACAAAGUGCAUUAUCCACAAGAAAAUGGAUCAAAAAGGCACAGUAGCAUAAUGAUGCAGCCUAGGCCCAAAUAAAUCUUAGCUAGCACAUAAAUCAGAAAGGUAAACAUUCAUUUAAUUUUGUUCCUUACUAAGAUACUGUUUUAGUAUAUUUGCUUUAGAAUCACCACCUAAAACAAUUGCAUCUUACAGACUAAUAUAGGUCAACUAUAAAACUGCUUUUGUUCAAAUGCCUCUAAGCUCAAAAAGUUACUGAGGGAGGAGGCACGCCCUUGCCCUUUACCUGUACUACAAUAGCAGGCACCAAGGUCUGGAGCUUUCCUGGAAUGCAGAGGUACAGUCCCAUAUAAAGGACUAUGCACAUCCCAUUGAUACAGUCAAGAUUUCAACCCCAUGUUUGAUCCAAAUGAGGAUUUCACUAACCAAUCAUUGGUGUUGCCUAUACAGUAGGGCCUUGCUAUCUGCGGGCUUGCCAUCUGCAGACUUAAGCAUCCACAGAUAGUAAAUCCCUUUGUUGUCUAUGGUGCUAGCAGCCAUGCACACACUGUACUGCCAUUAGGGACAAUGGGGCUUUUGAGAUCUUGCAUUUCUUUGUAUCUGUUGGGGGGAGGGGGUCCAGAACAGAUCCCCUGGGAUAUGAAGGUCCAACUGUAUAGGAAACAAUGUUCCUUUCUUACAGGUGAGACACCGGUUUUCUAAGUUUUGGUUCCAGUUCAUGCUUCGUGAAGGGGUUGGGGUGCACCACAUGAAAAAAAAAAAGCCUACGGCAUGGUUUCAUUGUUUUUGUACCCACUGCUAUCAAUAUAAUCUCAUAGUUACUUGAAAGUUCUGUUGUCACCCCCUAAGUUUACAUUAAGGUGUGUCCAUCAAACUACCAAGCUUUUGAUAAAAUGUCCAAAGAAACAUCCUGCAAUUUAAUCUGCAGUUUUCAUCUCUAGAAACUAUGCGUGAAAUGUGGUAUUUCAGUUUACUGAGAUUUAUAUGUCAUUGCUUUUUCAAGGGAGUAACAAAUUUAAAAUCUAAACAGUUUAUAUCUAUAAUGUGCAAUACAAAGAUUAGAAAAUGAAUGGUUUGAUAGGGACAAGAAUGCUGAAGUUUCUGUAGACAAAACAACUAUAAUGCCAUUUAACAUUAGAAAUCAACCUUGUCCUUAAAAAAUCCCUCUUUGAAAGAAGGCAUGGUUAACAAUAACUGCAGUGAUUGGUAAUCUAUUUAUAGCCUUAACUCUAAAUGUGAAGGGUAAGCUGGUAUUUAGCAACUAAGGCGCUCAUUGGCAAAAAGAAGAGGAACAGGGAAGGGAUGUUUGAUGUGCUACAGUCUGCUAAACUUAGUAAGGAACAUUGUUGUUGAGCUGUACUGCUAAUUUAAUUUGUCAACAAUAUAGUUUGUUUGUUUUUUGCCUAAUAAACAAUUAUUAACCCCUGA